Messenger RNA from Psammomys obesus (fat sand rat), 498 nucleotides. Its product is annotated as M-phase-specific PLK1-interacting protein-like. NCBI's taxonomy places the organism in Eukaryota, Metazoa, Chordata, Mammalia, Rodentia, Muridae. The transcript has a single exon. The coding region runs from base 1 to 498 and encodes 165 amino acids. Gene Ontology annotation, cellular component: nucleus; centrosome; midbody. The record is from RefSeq and is a predicted model, not a curated record.
AUGGCUGGAGUUCCAGUGAGAGGAUCUGCGGUGAGCUCUUCAGCUUCGAUUCCUGAUAUUCACGGAGCGAAUUUUCGACCCCCAACUGUUGCGUACCCUGGAGGUUGCGGUGACAGACGCCGCUGCAGCUUCCGGGGUGCCCUGGGCUGGGGGUCGCGGCCGUCCUCCUCGCGUGAUGGUUAUGGGAGUCCGCACUACACUCCGCGGUGCGGGCCUGGGCUAGGCCUCACGGGAGCAGCCAGUCUCCGCGGCAGGCGGCAGCUUCUUGGUGGCCUGCUUCAGGUCUCCAUCCCUGGCCGGCUACCAGGUCCCUACUUCAGGCCACCGCUGGGCCACAGCAUCAGUACAGUUUGGCUACUCCCCAGGGCAGCAGCAGACCUACCCGCAGGAUUCUCCAAGGACCAUUUGGAUCAAGUAGAGAAAAAAAAAAAAAAAGUGUCUCAUGAGUUGGAAGUUGUUUUAAGCCUUCAAUGCUUGAAGACCUUCGGGCUGGCCUAG